GAAAGCGGUCCGUCGCUAAACAAGGACCGCCUAUCGAGUUUAGAAAACAGACGCGGUGGCUCCUGGAAAGGAAAUAUCGUAUUUAUAUUUGCUUUAAAACUAUGCCACCGGGUAAGAAUUUGAGAAGGAGGAAAGAUGAUUCAUCUGAUGAAGAAGACGAUGAGACCAAAGCGGUGGUCAGGUCCAAACUGGAUGAAGCCAAGGAGCUUCAAAGUUUGAGGAAGAGACAGCAUGGAGUGAGCAUUACAGCGUUACUUGUUGGAGAGAAGCUUCCUUUAGAAGCCGAGCUUGAGGACGACCCAUUUAAACUAAAAACAGGAGGUGUUGUUGACAUGAAGAAAGUGAAGGACAGAAACCGAGACAUGACAGCAGAUGAAAACGACCUGAAUCUCGGCACAUCUUUCUCUGCUGAAACUAACAGACGAGACGAAGAUGCAGACAUGAUGAAGUACAUUGAGACAGAGUUAAAGAAAAAGAAAGGCAUGGUGGAGGCGGAAGAACAGAGUAAAGUAAAAGUGAAGAAUCCGGAGGACCUUCUGUAUGAGCUUCCUGAGAACAUCCGUGUCAAUUCUGCCAAAAAGACAGAAGAGAUGUUGUCCAAUCAGAUGUUGAGUGGAAUUCCAGAGGUGGAUUUGGGGAUUGAUGCAAAGAUAAAGAAUAUCAUCAGUACAGAGGAAGCAAAAGCAAAGCUGCUUGCUGAACAGAGGAACAAGAAAAAAGACAAUGGGACCUCAUUUGUUCCCACUAACAUCGCUGUCAAUUACGUCCAGCAUAAUCGCUUCUAUCAUGAGGAUGUAAACGCACCCCAGAGACGCAACAGAGAAAUAGAGCCCAAAGCCAGGCCAAUGCGAGUAGGAGACACUGAAAAGCCAGCACCUGAGGCAUCACCACCCAAUUAUCGUAAGAGACCAAAUAAUGAAAAGGCAACAGAUGACUACCACUAUGAGAAAUUCAAAAAGAUGAACAGACGAUACUAAGUUUCUACCUUUUAUGUGAAAACUGGCUGACCCUUAUUUUUCAUUUAACAGAAAGAAAAUGUAGAUAUUUUUACUGUAUUUAAAAUUGUCCUACUGUUAAUUACUUUUUUUUUU
Misgurnus anguillicaudatus (oriental weatherfish) is the source of this 1091-nucleotide messenger RNA. It is a transcript of the gene c22h9orf78, whose product is annotated as chromosome 22 C9orf78 homolog. The record is from RefSeq and is a predicted model, not a curated record. NCBI's taxonomy places the organism in Eukaryota, Metazoa, Chordata, Actinopteri, Cypriniformes, Cobitidae. Gene Ontology annotation, cellular component: spliceosomal complex. Gene Ontology annotation, biological process: mRNA splicing, via spliceosome.